Messenger RNA from Blastomyces dermatitidis ER-3, 1535 nucleotides. RefSeq names its product exosome complex component RRP4. Bases 141 to 1262 code for a protein of 373 amino acids. Gene Ontology annotation, cellular component: nuclear exosome (RNase complex); cytoplasmic exosome (RNase complex). NCBI's taxonomy places the organism in Eukaryota, Fungi, Ascomycota, Eurotiomycetes, Onygenales, Ajellomycetaceae. Gene Ontology annotation, biological process: poly(A)-dependent snoRNA 3'-end processing; TRAMP-dependent tRNA surveillance pathway; CUT catabolic process. Gene Ontology annotation, molecular function: RNA binding. The transcript is spliced from 2 exons. The record is from RefSeq and is a predicted model, not a curated record.
UCUCACAACUGCUGUGACUCCUACAUGAAAAUCACAUAUUAUUAUAACCCAUUGAUGCUGAAAACUCCUUAUCGGAGAACAAAAGAAAGAUUUCUCGCCCCACCAGGCAAAAAAAUUGAUCGACGAGCAGCUACGUGAGAAUGGCAAUUACCAUUCUGCCGCCCUCCAUGCCGGAGGAGGAAUACAGCUCUUCAGAAGAUGAAUCAAGAGACUCCGAAGGCGAUGUUGACAUGUCUGGUGGCAAUGCGCGACCUGCAAAACGUCUCCGUCUCUCUAAGGGCGGAAUAGUCACACCGGGAGAAGUUGUGACAGAUGAUCCUCAAUGGAUGAGAGGCCACGGCACCUUCACCCGUCCGGCACACAACCCCUUCCACAUCACCACCCCCUCAACCUCCACUAGCACAUCAAACACAAUCAUAGCCACCGUCGCCGGCACCGUUCAAAAAACCAACAAACUCCUCUCUGUCCAACCACUGCGAGCCCGCUACACGCCCGAAAUCGGCGACCUAGUCAUCGGCCGCAUCGUCGAAGUGCAAUCGCGGCGGUGGAAAGUUGACGUCGCAGCACCCUUACUCGCCCAACUACCGCUAUCCGCCAUAAACCUUCCCGGCGGUAUCCUGCGCAAGCGCACGACGGCUGAUGAGCUGCAGAUCCGCUCGUUUUUCAACGAGGGCGAUUUGCUGGUCGCGGAGGUGCAGGCGGUCCAUCAGGAUGGGGCUGCGUCGUUACAUACCCGCUCGUUGAAAUAUGGCAAGUUGCGCAAUGGGGUGUUUUUGGCCGUCGGUGGUAUGAGUGCGGCGGGUGGUGUGGUUAGGGGGAGUGGGGUUGUUAGGUCCCGGAGACAGGUGUGGACGUUCCCGGCGUCGCACGGUGCUGGGGAAAUUGAUGUUGUACUGGGGGUUAAUGGGUAUAUUUGGAUUUCGAAACAUGUUGGUGAUGGGGCUGUGGGUGGUGCCGCUGGUGGAGAUGUGUCAAUUACGCGCUUGGAGGAGAUGGUCAGUAGUGCCAUAUACUCGAGUCAGAAUGAUGAAAUUGGAUUGGCCACGAGGAGGGAGAUUGCACGGCUAUGCGGGUGCAUUCGGGUGCUUGUGGAGGGUGGAGUUAAGGUUGAUGAAGACACGGUUAUGAAGGCGUAUCGUGCGAGUUUGGAAAUUGAAUUGGAAGUAGGGGAUGAAGAGGAAGAUGGAGAGGGGAGGGAGGGCAGAGAUUAUCUGGGCGGUGAGAAGGCGAAGAGAGUUGUUAAUGCGGCGUUAGGGAGGUAAUCAUAGGAUACGACUUGGUAAUAAAUGAGAUCUACUAAUCUGAUCCAAAACGGAGAUCCAAGCCUAUCUAUCCUUUAAGCGUUAAUUUUGUAUUGCUCCCUCGUACACAGUAUUUAUACUAUCUAUCUACUUCAAAAAUAAAAAAGUAAAACAACAGGAGUUUAAAUAACUAGUCUCUCAGGAAAAAAACUAGUACAUAGGGUGUAUCAACAACUAGAAAUUCUACAGAGUCAUGGACAACUAGCGCGCUUCUUGAACCGCCCAAACAAACCC